AUGUCUAUCCCCACCUCUGCUGCUCCGACCUCGCCCGCUGCUCCCACUACUUCCGCUGCUCCUACGCCCACUGGCACUGGCCGCGUGGAAUCAGUCUAUUCGUCUCCAGCCUCCCAGGCUGAGAACGUUUGGGAGCACCAACGUGAGCAGCGUCGCCGAGUCACGCGCCUUAGCGCGGAGGCCGACAUUGGUCUCCAAAAGCCCACGAUGGAACGGCUCGCGCCGCUGCUUGAUCUCCUCGCCGCUGACGCCAGUGGUGUGAGAUUGUUCGAUGCGCACGAGCCGCUCCGACACGACACGGCCAAACCUGACGUUUGCCGUGUGAAGGUGUCCACGGGGGUCCACACCAACCAAGUCGACGAAGGAUGGGCCCUGAAGUCUGUCGUUUACGAUAACCACCACCCUGGGCUCGAGUCUGCAUUGGCAGAUAUUGGGCUUAUCGUCUUUGAGGCGCUGGAUCGACGUACGGGAGUAUCGUUCGCCAUACCUGUGUCGCGUGAUGACUCGAAAGAGUGCUUCACCAUGUCCGCACCCCACGCUCUCGACGGUUUUCACGUCGACAUUCUCAAUUUCGUUCACGAUGUCCUGUGGAACUACACCCAAGUGUCGGAGGCGCUUGGUGCUAGAGGCUCGCACUACUGUCUCUUCUUCAAUUCGGACGUAGCUCCUCGAGUUUUCACGAGCAGCGGCUGA
This is a messenger RNA of Aphanomyces invadans, 693 nucleotides long. RefSeq lists its product as hypothetical. The transcript has 3 exons. The record is from RefSeq and is a predicted model, not a curated record. The coding region runs from base 1 to 693 and encodes 230 amino acids. Lineage: Eukaryota; Oomycota; Saprolegniomycetes; Saprolegniales; Verrucalvaceae.